Messenger RNA from Caenorhabditis remanei, 4293 nucleotides. RefSeq lists its product as uncharacterized. NCBI's taxonomy places the organism in Eukaryota, Metazoa, Nematoda, Chromadorea, Rhabditida, Rhabditidae. The record is from RefSeq and is a predicted model, not a curated record. Bases 1 to 4293 code for a protein of 1430 amino acids. Gene Ontology annotation, biological process: transcription by RNA polymerase I. The transcript has 17 exons.
AUGGACGAUUUCGAGACAAAAGAAGAGAAAAAGUUGCGGAGGAAACGGGAGAAAGAGGAGGAGCUUGAUGACGAUAUUUUGCCGGCGACCGGUCUCUACGACACAGAUGGUCAUCUCUUCUACCACGCCUCGGUCGCCCCAAUGACAAAAUCUCAAUACAAACGAGCCGAAGAGCACGGAAUAAACCUCCGAUCGAGAAAGAACUUCACACUGGAAGAGUCCGUUCAAAUCUUCCAAAACUGGCGGAAAUUCGCCGAGGAGAAUAAUAUACAGUUGAAUAAAGCGUUAGAUUAUAUUAAUGUGAAGAGAAAUGACAGAGUGAUGGCUCAACAUCAGGAGCAGAACCACUUUUGGGUUAAGAUGUGCACCGGUCUCCCGCACCGAGCCGGUCAACGGAUAAAAGCACGUGCCAUGAACAUGCUUACUGAUGAAUUCCUCGAAUCUCUUGACUGGAAACGUCUCCCUGAAGAAAUCCGACUGAAAUUCUACAAAUACGAGGCUUACGAUGAGUUGACACUGAAAAAAAUGCAGAAACUAAUGGAGAGAGGGUACGCUUCCACGUAUGCAGCCGAUAUUCUCAAUGUUCCCGCCUCGAAAGCGGUGAAUAUUACAGCGAAAUUGAGGAAUUUGGCGGGAAGAGAGGAUCCGACGAUGAUUUCCAAGUUUUGGGAAUCCGCCACGUCGUUCGGCGUCGACGUCUCCAGAAUCCGUCACCACGUCAUCCUCGACGACGACUACGAACUCGAUCGUCUCCGUCAAAACGUCCAAAUCACGGAGCUCAGUUUCCAUCUUCAUUUGCCUGAAAUUCGGUGUCGAGAGCUGCUGAAAACGUGUCUGAAAAUGAUUUCAGACAAGUUUCGAGAGGCGAAAACAGAUGGGGACACUGAUGACGUAGCGUGGGAAAAGGCGCUGGGAGAGAUGUCGUCAAAACCUCUAAUUGAAGAGCACCAAAUCUACAAAGCGCUGGAAAUUUUCUGUCAAAAUGCGGAGAAAGACGAUACGAGUGCCACGUUGAGACAGAAUAGUCGACUGGCGAAAUUAAUGAAAACGCACGGAAUCACGGAUUUCCAAUGCGAUCAACCCGAAUUCAAGUAUCUCCACUAUCGUUGUUGUCUCGAGUUAAUGUCCCCCCUGGAAAGAGACCUCUUCCAACACUUGCGACGUGGAUUCCGAUUCCAACUCAAACUUCAUUGCCUUCUUUGGAGUUAUAAGCGAUUGGAGGUCUGGCAGAAAAUGGGCGUGGCGAAUGAAAAAACUCUCUAUGAGACGGUGCUGGAGGCGGAGCUUGCCAACCCGCUGGUCAGCAAAAUGACGCGAAAAUUUUUGAAAAAUGAGAAAGUUGUUGAGUGGAUUAUGAAACCUCGGCCACCGAAAAACCGACGGAAUGCGGCGACUCGCAGAGUGGAAGCCGCGGUUGAGGCGUUUAUUCUGUACACGUCGCGCGGGAAUUCAAAUUUUUCAAAAAAUUUCAAAUUUCCCGCCAAACUCCGCCCACUCAUCGAAAACUCCACGUGCUCUACAAUUAAAUCGAUAAUUUUGGAUUCUGAAAAUUCGGAAUUCUUAUCGAUAAAAGAGAUCAAAAAUCAAGUGGAAACAGCGGCGGGGGAGAAGAUUUCUGUGAAAAUUCGAAAUAAAGCGAUUGUGAUGAGGCAGGAGGAUUCUGGAGACUCUGACGACGAUUCUGGAGAUUCAGAAGACGUCACGAGGCUUCUGGAGCACUCACGGGCGGUCAGAAGCCAGAUUUUGGAGCAAGAAGUUGAGGAUAUUCUGGAGAAGGCGGAUCCGGCGAAAAUUCGAAAAAAAUUCAGAAAUCGAGAAGAGGAAAAUGUGGAGGAAAUAGUGUUGGAUAAGGAGAUACGCAGACAGAAAAAGGUUUUGGAUAGGGCGAAGAAUCAGAAGACGUUGACGACGGAGCAGGAGAGGAGAAUCUGCUCGAAGGAAUUUGUGGAGGAGGAUUCGAGUUCUGAUUCAGAUGACGACGUCAAGGAUUCAGAAACCCCUGACGAUGCUCUAGAAGUUCCAGAAGCUCCAGAAGACGUGGAGGAUUCUGAAUUCAGGAAUGUUACGAAACGAAAAAAACAGAGAAAAAUGGAUUCUGAAGACGUCAUGCCUUCAGAAUCCCAGGAAGAUUCUGAGCCAGUGAAGUCAAAAGACGUCCCUGAAGAUUCGGAAGCUGUGGCUAAGAAGAAGAAGAAGAUGAAACGGAAGAAUCGGGAUUCAGAAGACAUCGGAGAAGGUAUUGAGAGUUCAGAAGGCGUCGUCAUGGAUUCAGAAGACGUCCCUGAGGAUUCAGAAGACCUUACGAUGGAUUCAGAAGCUGUGGCUAAGAAGAAGAAGAAGAAGAAACGGAAGAAUCGGGAUUCAGAAGGCGUCGUCAAGGAUUCAGAUGAGGUCGGCGAGGAUUUAGAAGACGUCCCGAUAAAUCCAGAAGCUGUGGCUAAGAAAAAGAAGAAAAAACGGGAGAAUCUGAAUUCAGACGACGUUCUUGAAGAUUCUGAAGAUUUCACGAUGAAUUCAGAAGCUGUGGGUAAGAAGAAGAAGAAGAAACGGAAGCAUCGGGAUUCUGAAGGCGUGGGAGAUUCAGAAGACGUCGAGGAGCACGCUAUGACAGACAACGAUUCGUAUCGAAAAAAGACAAAACGAGAGGAAGAGCACGAUUUGGAUUUUUUGCCUGAGGAGGGUCUUUACACUCCAGAAGGUCAUCUUUUCUAUCAUGCCAACGUUUUUCCUUUGACAAAAGAUCAAUUCGAGCGAACGGAGGCGCACGGUAUCAAUUUACGGUCAAAAAAGAACUUCUCACUAGAAGAAACUGUGAGAGUCUUCCAAAACUGGCGAAAAUACGCGGAGGAGAACGGACUGGAAGUUGAUAAAGCGCUGAAAUAUAUGGAGACAAGCAAGAAAGAGGAUAGGCACAUCGUCUGGCAUCGGGACACCCACAAUUUUUGGGUUAAACUUUGCGAAGGUCUUCCACAUCGUUCAGGUCAUUCUAUCAAAUACCGCGCUAAAAAUGUGCUAACGGAUAGCUUUUUGAAAACUCUCGACUGGGAGCGGCCCGAGGACCAAAUUCGAGAAAAGUACCAUAAACCCGAUAGUCAUGAUGAUGUAGAGCUGAAAAAGUGGAAGAAGUUUCUUGACGGUGAACACAGACCGAUUGAUGUGGCUCGCAUUAUGGGUACCACGGCGACAAAAGCUGCCGCAAUUAUGAACAAAUUGAAGAGAUGCGAAAAACGGGACGAUCCGACGAUGAUUCAGAAGUUUUAUGAAUCCGCCACGUCUUCCGGUCUGAAUCCUGAUAAAAUUCGUGAACACGUCGUAAAUGACGAGGAAACACAACUCGACAAUCUACGACAGCAUGUGAAAAUCAAGGAACUCAGUUUUCAUCUUCACAUUUCCAAUGAUCGAUGCUUCGAGUUGUUGAGGAUUGUCUUGAAAAUGAUUCUUGAGAAGUUUCGAGAAUCCAAAAAAGGCGGAGCAAUAGAUGACGUGGCGUGGAGUGAAGCGAUACGCGAGGUGUCCAAAAAACCAGAACUCGAUAGGCAUCAAUGCUACAAAGCUAUCGAGAUUUUCUGCCAAAAUACAAGAAACGAAGAUACAAAGUUUACACUGAGACGCAGCACGCAAAUGAAAGAGUUAAUGAAAUCCCACGGCAUCACUGGGUUUUAUUGCGAACUGCCUGAGUUCGAUCAUUUGAAUCAUCGAAUUUUCCACCUAAUCAUGGCGAGUUUGGAAGAAAAGCUAUUCACUCAUCUCCUCCGUAGUUUCCGAUUAAAUGUGAAAGUCCAUUUGCUUUUAUGGAGUUAUAAACGACUGGAAGUUUGGAAUAAGCUGCCGGUCGGCAAAGGUCAAAGUCGCUACGAGGCAGUUUUGGAAUUCGAACUCGCCAACCCAUUGGUCAGCGGUAUGACACGGAAAUUUUUGAAAUAUGAAAAAGUUGCCGAGUGGAUCAUGGAGCCUCGGCCACUGAAACGCAGACGGAAUGCUGACACUAACCGGAGAGAAGCUAGUUUCGAAGCAUUCAUUCUCUAUACUCAUGUAAAAUAUUCUGGAAAAUUCAAAUUUCCCGCCAAACUAAGCCAUCUGUUCUCCGCCAAAUCAUCCAACUUGAUUCAGUCGUUACUUGCCGAAACGAUGGAUCCAAAGAAUGCUGAAUAUGUAACUGCGAAGGGUGCGAAGAGGCAGGUGGAAGAGGCGGCCGGAAAGAAGAUUGGCAUGAAAAUCAGAAAUAAGAAUAUCAUCAUGAAACAUGGAGAUUCUGAUGAUUCUGAUGAUUCUGAAGAUGAAACACCAAUCUGA